AGUGUGCGUGAGCGCAUUUCAGGCUCCAUUACCGAGUGAGGAGGGGGAAAAUCCCAUUCUUUCGAGCUGAGUCACGACUGAGUCGAGCUGUGAAAGAGAGAGGGAGACAGAGAGAGAGAGAGAGAGAUAAAGAGAGAGAGAGAGAGAGAGAGAGAAGAAGAAGAAGAAGAAGAAGAAGAAGAGAGAGAGCUCCGCACUGCGACGCGUUUUUCUCCGUACAUUUUCAUCGAACACGAGCAAAGCAGCCGGAACUUUGAGCCAGAGCGGAUGCGUACUGUAAGCUCUAAAUUGUUUUUGUUGCAUUGCCCGCUAUCUGACAAGUAAAGUAACCAUUUAAAAACCGUGCAAGAAUGUCGGAGAAAGACACAGGGCCGAGCUCUUCAGCAAAGGAGCAAGCAAGCGAACCCAGAGAGAGCCAGAACCCUGAAGCCAAGGGAAUAGAUGCCAUGGGCAUUCUUUGGACUUUUGGCAAAUGUCUCACAGCUUUGUUGCCAGUUUACCUGGCCGGAUAUUACCGAGUGAGCAGCAGUCUGUUGGUGUUUGGACUCGCGCUAUACUCGGGGUGGAAACACACUCGGGAAGCCAAAGAGGCGAGGUUGAGGUCCGCCAUACAGCUGCUGAACGAAGAGCAUGAAUCAUCCAGCGGCGUGUACAGAAGCCAAAAAGACCUACCUGCUUGGGUCAAUUUCCCAGAUGUGGAGAAGGUUGAAUGGCUUAAUAAGGUCAUCCAGCAAGCAUGGCCAUUUAUUGGUCAGUACUUGGAGAAGUUGCUAACAGACAGCAUUGCACCAUCCAUCCGAGCAUCCAGUGUACACCUGCAAACCCUCAGCUUCACUAAAAUUGACUUUGGUGACAAGGCUAUGAAGGUUGUAGGAGUGAAGGCUCAUACCGAGAACGAAAAAGGACAUGUACUAUUGGAUGUCUACAUCAGCUAUGUGGGGGAUGUAGAGAUAAAUGUGGAGGUGAAGAGGUAUUUCUGUAAAGCUGGAGUGAAAGGGAUACAGCUGAGUGGUAUGAUGAGAGUGAUUUUGGAGCCUUUGAUCGGAAAUGUGCCCAUUGUAGGAGCGCUCACUAUGUUCUUCAUCCGUAGGCCUAAGCUGGACAUCAACUGGACUGGUCUAACCAACCUAUUGGACAUUCCAGGACUCAACUUGAAGUCAAACACUAUGAUAAUGGAUGCCAUUGCCUCCUUUCUGGUGCUGCCUAACCGCCUCACCAUCCCAUUAGUGGAGAAUCUACCAGUGGCACAGCUUCGCUCCCCUUUGCCCAGGGGUGUGGUCCGUAUUCACCUGUUGGAAGCUGAUAGAUUGGCUGCUAAGGAUAACUAUGUGAAGGGUGUGAUGUCAAGCAUGUCUGACCCUUAUGCUUUGAUAAGAGUGGGGCCACAGACCUUCAGAUCCCACCACAAAGACAACACAGACAGCCCAAAAUGGGGUGAGGUAUAUGAGGUAAUUGUUCAUGAAGUCCCUGGUCAGGAGUUGGAGGUAGAAGUGUAUGAUAAAGAUCCAGACCAGGAUGACUUCCUGGGAAGAACUAAGAUGGAUUUGGGAAUAGUGAAGAAGGCUAAAAUUGUUGAUGAGUGGUUCACUUUGAAGGAUGCUCCUACAGGGCGUGUUCACCUCAGACUGGAAUGGCUGACAUUGCAGGACAACACUGAUACUCUGGAGCAGGUUCUGAAAAGAAAUGAAACAGUUCCGAGUAAUACUGCACAUCCCCCCUCAUCAGCCAUCUUGACAGUGUAUUUGGAUAAGGCCGAGGCGCUUCCUAUGAAAAAAGGCAGUAAAGAUCCCAGUCCAAUGGUGCAGCUUUCUGUGCAGGACAUAACCCAAGAAAGCAGAACCUGCUGGAAUACGGUUAAUCCUGUGUGGGAAGAUGCCUUCACAUUCUUCAUCCAAGAUCCACACAAACAUGACAUUGAUAUCCAGCUGAAAGAUAAUGACCGUGUACAGCCCCUGGGCAACCUGUCCCUCCCUCUCUCUCGCCUUCUGUCUAGCCCUCAGCUCAGCCUGGAUCAGUGGUUUCAGCUGAAUCAUUCUGGCCCAGCCAGUCGUAUUCACAUCAACACUAUACUCAGGGUGCUCUGGAAUGAUGAAAGUGCUGUAUCCGCCUCCCUUCUCUCGAGUGAUCUGUCUUCUUCAAGACCUCAACAUACCUCCCCUGAUGACAGUUUUGGCACUGAGGGGGUGCUGCGUAUUCACCUGCUGGAGGGACAGAAUUUGAUACCCAAGGACAACUUGAUGGGGGGCAUGGUGAAGGGGAAGAGUGACCCCUACAUCAUCAUCAAUAUUGGGUCCAGCACCUUUAAAAGCCGUGUGAUUAAGGAUACCCUCAACCCCACCUGGAACGAGAUGUAUGAGGUGGUAUUGACUGAUCUCCCUGGUCAAGACUUAUCAUUAGAGAUAUUUGACAAAGACAUAGACAUGAAAGAUGACUUCAUGGGCAGACUGAAGAUCAAGCUAAGUGACAUUAUUACAUCCAAACAUAUGGAUGAGUGGUUUACUCUGAGUGACGUGAAACAUGGCCGUGUUCAUCUGAGUCUGGAGUGGCUGCACGGAGUAACCCAGUCGGAUAAACUGCAACAGGUGUUGCAGUACCAGUCUAAGAGCUCCUACAUGAACAAGGCAGUACCUGCUGUGGCCUUGUUGUUCGUAUAUCUGGAGGCUGCCCAUGAUGUUCCUUUAAAGAAGAGUGGCAAAGAGCCUAAGGUUGGUGCUGAACUUGUUCUAGCAGGGACCACACACAAAACCACGGUGUGUGAUCGUACGAGCUCACCCCAGUGGAAUGAGGCCUUUCAUUUUGUGGUUCAUGACCCCAAGAAGGAGGAACUUAUUGUGAAGUUGUCACACUGCUGGGACUUCUCACUUGGCUCUGUGGUGAUUCCUAUAAGAGAGCUUCUCUCCCAACCAAAUCUGCUGCUGGACCAAUGGCUAAAUUUGGAUGGAGCUUCACCUCAGAGUCAGAUCCUGCUGAGGGCACAGCUUAAGAUCCUGUGCCCUAAAGUGACAGAGGGUUCCACAGAGAACACAGAGACUGCUGUACCGAAGACCACCUCCAAGGACAGCAAACCCGAGGAAGAGCUAGUUCAAAAGUCAAGUGAGCUAUUGGUUCCCAUCACUAUAACCUCUUCUGUAACUGCUCCUGAUAAAAAUGGAAAGGAGAAAGUGAAGGAGAAAGAGAAGGAGACUGAGAAACCUCCAGAGGACAUCUCCUCAAGUGAUGUUCAACCUCCACAUACGAGCCCAGAUCCCAACUUUGGCACUGAGGGCGUACUGCGUAUCCACCUGCAGGAAGCUCAGAAUUUGAUUGCGAAAGACAACCUUAUGGGGGGCAUGGUGAAGGGGAAAAGUGAUCCCUAUGUUAAGAUCACCAUUGGAAACAACACCUUUAAGAGUCAUGUCGUUAAGGAGAAUCUCAACCCCACCUGGAAUGAGAUGUAUGAGCUGGUUUUGGCCUCUGAGGCAGUUUCAGAAGUCUGCAUAGAGGUGCUUGAUAAGGACAUUGAUAAAGAUGAUUUUCUAGGAAGGUUCCACAUCAGCUUGAGUGAAAUAAUUCAGGCUCAAUACAUUGACCAGUGGUUUACUCUGGAUGAUGUGAAACAUGGAUGCCUUCAUCUGGUUCUGGAGUGGCUCCCCAAAGUAACAGAGCCAGAUAAACUGAAACAGGCACUGCAGUUACAAUCCAGCUCCUAUGAGAAUAAAGCCUCACCCUCUGCAGCCUUGCUGUUUGUUCUUAUUGAGAAAGCUCAUGCACUGCCAAUGGUGAAGGGUGGGAAGGAGCCUAAAGCUGGAGCAGAGCUUGUAGUCACUGGAACCUCUUAUAAAACCAAGUUGUGUGAUCGCUCUACCUCUCCUCAUUGGGGUGAGAUUUUCCACUUCCUGAUUCAUGAUCCCAGAGAAGACGUUCUUAUUAUUAAGCUCUCCAGUGGGUGGGAUCAGCCACUGGGUUCCCUGGUUCUACCAAUUAAAGAGCUUCUGUCACAAGAAGGAAUGCUGCUGGACCAGUGGCAAAAUCUGGAUGGUGCUUCCCCUGAAAGUCAAAUCCUACUCAGAGCAGAACUCAAGAUUUUGGCAUCAAAGAUAGACAGAAAAGGCGAAAAAUCUACUGAAAAAAAUACAGAAAAACAUCCUGAAAAGUCUAUUGAAAAGACACUGGAAAAGCCUGUGGAAAAACCUAUUGGAAAAUCUCCUGAAAAGUCUAAUGAACCUGCAGAACAGGCUACAAAAAAGUCAACAGAAAGCUCUGUGGGUGCAAACAACUCUACUGGUGGGCAAAGUGGCAAGAAAACACCAAUCAAUGCUGAGCAAUUGUUGACAACAGCCAAUAAAGAGAUAAAACAAGAGACCAAGCCAACACCAAGGCUCAAUGAACUAGUGGCUUCUACAGUACCAGUACCUGUAUCAGUUUCUGAAGACACACAGAAAGUACUGGCAGCAGAUAUCACUCAUGACACAGGACAUGAGACAAAGGAUUUGAGUAAAGCGUCCUCAGUGGGAGGAGCCAGUAAGACUGUGAAACCAAUCACAAUAAGCGAUUCAGCAUGUACAACCAAUAAUGAGCAACACUUGGAUAAGGCAGCUGAUAAUUCUCAUGAAAAGGUUUAUCCAACUGUUCCUGCUGCUGAAAAAAAUACAGAAAUAGCACGUGUGCUACCACAACACACAUGUUCUUACCCUGGCUUUGGCACCCAGGGGGUGCUGCGUAUUCAUCUGUUGGAGGCUCAGAAUUUGAUUGCUAUGGACAGUUUGAUGGGUGGUAUGGUGAAGGGAAAGAGUGACCCCUAUGUGAAGAUCAGUGUUGGAACCACAACCUACAAAAGUCAUGUGAUCAAAGAGAACCUCAACCCCACCUGGAAUGAGAUGUAUGAGGUGAUUCUGAAUCCUGACCCCAAUCUAGAAGUGAAGUUUGAGCUUUACGACAAAGACAUUGACUCUGAUGACUUCCUUGGAAGAUUCAAAAUUAAGCUUGGAGAUAUUAUUAAAUCCCAGUACAAUGAUGAGUGGUUUUCUCUAAAUGAUGUGAAACAUGGCCGUCUACAUCUGGUUCUUGAGUGGCUGCCCACAGUAACGCAAACAGACAAACUACAGCAGGUGCUGCAGAUGCAAAGUUUCCAGUCAAACCAGAAUAAAACUGUCCCUUCAUCCGCCCUGCUGUUUGUCCUUAUUGAGAGAGCACAUGCACUGCCUUUGAAGAAGAGUGGGAAGGAACCUAAAGUUGGAGCUGAACUUGUGCUUGAAGGAACCUCUUACAAAACAAAGGUGUGUGACCGCUCAACAUCCCCUCAGUUUCAUGAAGCAUUUCAUUUCCUGGUUCAAGACCCCAACAAAGACAUGCUUGUUAUUAAACUCUCUAGUGGGUGGGAUCAGCCACUGGGUUCCCUGGUUCUACCAAUUAGAGAGCUUCUCUCUCAGCCAGAGCUUAUGCUGGACCAAUGGCUCAGCUUAGAUGGAGCUUUAGCUGAGAGUCAGAUUCUACUGAGGGCAGAACUCAAGAUCCUGAACUCUAAGAUGGCAGCACUUGUGGCACUUGGUGCUGGUCCUGUCUUAAGUAAUAAGCAGAUGCCCACCACUGGACAGAUCAGAAUUUCUCUGUCCUAUCAGACAAAACUUACUGUGAUCAUUCAUGGCUGCAGAGGCCUGGUGACAUCAUCAAAAGAAGGUGUAGACACUUACAUCUCUCUGAUUCUGCUGCCUGAUAAAAGCAAAGCCACGAAGAGAAAGACUGCUGUUAAGAAGAAAGAUCUGAAUCCUGAGUUUAAUGAGAGGUUUGAGUUUGACAUGAAUGUGGAAGAUGCUCGGCAGCGAGUACUCAGUGUGUGUGUAAAGCACAGCUUGUCCUUCAUGAGUCGAGACAAAGACAUCAUUGGUCAGGCAGAAAUUGAUCUGGCACAGAUUGACUUUCUCUCAGGUGUUGCAGAAUGGUUUGACUUAAAAGAUCACAACUAGCUGGAGUGUGUGAAGUUUGAGACCUUUUCUCAAAGUGGCAAUACCCGGUCAUCAAUUCAACUGUCUCCACAGAUGCCUUGCUGAAACAUAAUUUUCCAUCUCCCCUUUUCUUUUACUGCAGCUGAUAUCUUUAGGGCACUAGGUUUACUGAAAUUGAAAAAUCGAUGAUGGAAUCAGUAUUACUUAUGGAUAGAGCUUUGUUAAAGUUUAUUGAAGUUUAUUGGCGAGACAUAAGUGGUAUUCCAGGAAAUGUAAUAUAUCUACAUUGAUUUUAUAAUUGCCACUAUCUAAUUAUGCAGUUGGCCAACGAUGCAAAUUGACAUAAUGAUUGUGUUUGAUUAUGCAAUGAUGAAUGUUUCAGAUGUUAAUGUCACUUUGUUAUUCCUACACUGAGCAUUUUUCUAGUUUCAAGUUUAAACCAUGCUAGCCUCUUUUACUUUGAUCUACAAACUUCUUGUGUGUAUCCAAACGUAUUUAGUUACGCUGCUAUAAUAAUGAGUUUUACUGUCAAAAGCUUAUGGAGUUAUCAAAUUUUUUUUCACUGUUAAGCAAAAUUAAAUAAAAAAUAAUAAGUUGACAAACACCCAUGUAAACUUCUGCACACACUUCUGUAAAUGUUUGCAGAUAAAUUAAGUAGUUUAAAAAAGCAUUUUCAUUGGCCUCCAUUAUAAUAAUAUGACAUUGUAAGUCUGACCAAUACCAGGGCUACAUUACAAUACAGUUACUGUUUUUAUACAGUUGUUGACAACCUCUAUUUGACUUCCUCCUGCCCACUUCAGUAUUUUACUAGCCAAGUAAAAUUCAUUCUGAAAUUCGGAAGUUUGGACAGAACGGUUAUAAGUGUAUAAUUGUGUUCUAAUUGUUUUUUUUUGUGAUCACCUAAUCGCACAUCGCAGACAGCAUUAUUUAAUUCUGCCAGAUGUUAACAAGAUGGGUAUCACUAUCUAUUUAGCUAGUUUGCAAAGUUAUAUUAAAACAGUUUAAAUUGAUUCUACUAAUUGCUAAGGAAAUUGCUUUGUGUUUAUCGCGAAGGGCAGGAGUGUUCAGAUGUCUCCACUAUACCCCUUGUGCUGCAUAUGCCAACUCGUGCAAUAUGAACUCACAAUCCACUUUAUUAGGAACACCUUUACACAUGGUCAUUUAUGCAGGUAUCUAAUCAGCCAAUCAUUUGGCAGAAUGCAUAAAAUCAUGCAGAUACAGGUCAAAAGCUUCAGUUAAUGUUCACAUCACACAUUAGAAGCUGGAAAAUGUUUCCAGUCUUCAUCUGCCCAGGUUGGGUGAGUCUGUGCCUAUGAUGGCCUCAGAGUCUUGUUCUGCUCUUGUAGCCCAGCCACCUCAAACUUUGAUGUGUUGUGCCAUCUGAGAUGCUUUUCCGCUCACCACGGUUGUCGAGUGAUUAUUGGAGUUACUACAGACUUCCUGUCAGUUCAGAUCAGUCUGGUCCUUCUCCUCUGAUCAUCAUGUUGUGGGCGAAAAUCCCAGGAGAUCAGCAAUUUCUGAAAUACUCAAACCAGCCCAUCUGGCACCAGCAAGCACGCCAUAGUUAAAGUCACAGAGAUCACACUUUUGAUGUUUGAUGUGAACAUUAACUAAAGCUCUUGACGUGUAUCUGCAUGACUUUAUGCAUUCUGGUGCUGCCACAGGUUGAUUGGAUAACUGCAUGAAUGUGCAGGUGUACAGGUGUCCUAAUAAGUGGACGGUUAGUGUAGUUCAUAAGCAAAACUGAGUGGUGAGAGGAAAAUUAAAACUGAAAACCUAUAGAGUACUUCCAAUAGAUGUUCCAAGAGUUGUCUGACUACUAUUAAGGCCAUUAUUGCACAUUAAAUCAAUUAGAUUUACCACACAUAUAGGCUGCACUUCCAAAUUUUGGGGUUGUUUCCCAAAAACACCGUAGUGGUAAGAUCAUGUGGGGGGCCUGACUGUACCAAAUUGAUAUUAUUUACAGUGAAUGAGGAAACAUUUUUGAGAAUUCGGUUCUCAAUAUAAAAAUGCAAAAAUCAAGAAAAACGAACUUGGUGUGUUUCGGCCUUUUAGUCACUAGAAUGUUGUUAAUGCUUGCACUCAACCAUGAAUGGCCUUACAAUUACGUGCUACAAACUGCAUAUAUCUUUUUGCAUUUUAAUAUUUUGCUUAUUAUAUUUGAGUGAGUUUAUAACUUGGGAGAUAUGGAGAUGGACAUUUUAACAUUGGUCAGGUGGGACCCAUCAAAAUGUGUGUUUUGUAUGUAUUGUUGUAUAUGAUGCUCUUACUGAUGUUAAAAUCGUUCAGUUUCAUAGCAAUAGAUCAGGGACGUAUUCACAAAGAAUCUUUGGGCCAAGAGUAACUCUAACUUGAUGAUUUAGGAGAAACUCUUUAAAGAAAGGGGAAUGCUAAUCCCAAUAUUAAUCACAAAACAUUUUAGCACUAAAAAAAACAGGCCCUCUGGACUACAUCCAAGUCAAAAAGCUUUAAAUGGGUAAAGUAUGCUAUUGAACAUGCCAAUUUCAUACUACACAAAUAAAAAGGUCACGUUCUGGCAUGAAAUACAUUUUCUUUAAGAUGUUGGCAAAUUAUAAAAAAGGCGUGGAUACACUGGUGUAGUUGGCUGCACAAGUUUUUCUCAGCACUUUUGUGAAGAGGUUUUAAAGAGAACUCUUAUUAAUAAGAUUCUUUGUGAAUAUUGCAUUAAUUAGGAGGUAUACAUUUUGUUUUACCUACUCCCUUUGUUUGUUUUUAUUCUAUGAUGCAAAACUUGCUUGAAUGUAACUGCUGCAUAGAUGUACAUGAAAAAGCAAAACACCAAAGAAUGAAGCACUUCAAACAGUUACUAAUAGACUGCAUUUCUCACAGCUAUGCAUUGUUCAGUAUUUACUCUGCUUGCAAUCACCACAUUAAAAUGGCAAUAAAGUGCACACUUAUCCACCA
Ictalurus furcatus (blue catfish) is the source of this 8846-nucleotide messenger RNA. It is a transcript of the gene esyt1b, whose product is annotated as extended synaptotagmin-like protein 1b. NCBI's taxonomy places the organism in Eukaryota, Metazoa, Chordata, Actinopteri, Siluriformes, Ictaluridae. The transcript has 52 exons. Gene Ontology annotation, biological process: lipid transport. Gene Ontology annotation, molecular function: lipid binding. Bases 351 to 5942 code for a protein of 1863 amino acids. The record is from RefSeq and is a predicted model, not a curated record.